AUGCACGAUCGAUUAAACAUCAACCGUGAAAUAGAAAUAGAAAAUAUUCAUUAUCAAAAGGAUAUUAAAUACGCGUUACAAUUUUGUCGUUGGGCUCUUAAACCAAUCGGUAUUUGGCCAUUGAUAUAUCCAGGUGCUACGAAAAAAGAAAUCAUUGUAUCGAUUUUUCUUGGUAUCACAUGUUUUACAUGUCUGUGUUUCGUCCUGAUACCAUCCGGAUUGCAUACAUUGAUCUACGAACAAAAUAUUAAUAUUAAAUUGAAAUUAUUCGGACCGGUUGGUUUUUGUCUAACGUCAACUAUCAAAUAUUGUUAUCUUGGUAUCAAAGGAACCGCCAUUGGUCGGUGCAUAUAUUAUAUGGAAAAAGAUUGGAAAUGCGUUAAGGAUCAAAAUUAUCGAAGGAUUAUGAUGAAACAUGCUACGGUAGGUCGUAAUCUUACCAUACUAUGUGCCAUUUUUCUCUACAGUGGUGGUAUGUCUUAUCAUACAAUAAUGCCGUUGUUCUCGCGUCAAAGGAUUGAUGAAAAUCAUACGAUAAGACCUUUGACUUAUCCUGGAUACGAUAAAUUUGUUGAAUCCCAACUUAGUCCAACUUACGAGAUCAUUUUUUUUACUCAUUGUGUAUAUGCUUUGAUCACUUACAAUAUUACCACAGCUACCUGUAGCUUGGCAGCCACUUUUGUUAGCCAUAUUUGUGGUCAAGUACAAAUUAUCUUAGCUAGAUUGGAUGAUCUCGUUGAUGGUAAAACAAGUAAAAAUACUUUGGUCGCUGAUAGAAUGGCUAUUAUUAUUCGGGAUCAUGUCAAAGUACUUAGAUUUUCUAAACAAGUUGAAAAAGUUUUGCGAGAAGUUUGUCUGAUGGAAUUAGUUGCAUCGACGUUGAUUAUUUGUCUUCUUCAAUAUUAUUGCAUGACGGAAUGGAAUAAUAAUGACACCGUUGCAAUUCUAACGUAUCUUAUACUUUUAAUUUCUUUCACGUUUAAUAUUUUUAUAUUCUGUUACAUCGGUGAGCUGCUAGUUGAUCAGUGCAGAAAAAUUGGUGCAGCAUCCUACAACGUUGAAUGGUAUCGUUUAUCUGACAAUAAAGGAUUAGAUCUUGUUUUGUUGAUUGCUAUUGCAAAUUAUCCACCUAAAAUUACCGCUGGAAAGAUUUUCGAGUUAUCUUUGUCAACAUUCGGUCGUGUUUUAAAAUCAUCGGUAGUUUAUCUGAACUUGAUUCAAGCGGUAGCAGAAUGA
This is a messenger RNA of Polistes dominula (European paper wasp), 1236 nucleotides long. Its product is annotated as odorant receptor 10. Gene Ontology annotation, molecular function: odorant binding; olfactory receptor activity. Gene Ontology annotation, biological process: sensory perception of smell; detection of chemical stimulus involved in sensory perception of smell. The record is from RefSeq and is a predicted model, not a curated record. Gene Ontology annotation, cellular component: plasma membrane. Lineage: Eukaryota; Metazoa; Arthropoda; Insecta; Hymenoptera; Vespidae.